Messenger RNA from Petromyzon marinus (sea lamprey), 4781 nucleotides. RefSeq lists its product as uncharacterized. Gene Ontology annotation, molecular function: zinc ion binding; RNA polymerase II cis-regulatory region sequence-specific DNA binding; DNA-binding transcription factor activity, RNA polymerase II-specific. Lineage: Eukaryota; Metazoa; Chordata; Hyperoartia; Petromyzontiformes; Petromyzontidae. The record is from RefSeq and is a predicted model, not a curated record. Gene Ontology annotation, biological process: positive regulation of transcription by RNA polymerase II; cell fate commitment; negative regulation of transcription by RNA polymerase II. Gene Ontology annotation, cellular component: nucleus.
CGCGCACAGACACACAGAGAGAGACACACACGGACACUGACACACAGAGACACACACGGACACACAGAGACGUGGGCUGAGAGAACGUCGCGUACCGCAGAUGCUCGCGUAGAGAGGCCGGGCGCGCUCACAGGCGGACGGGGGAGAUGGAAGAUCUGUGAUUCUCAAGAUACGCUAAACGCAAGUUGCUCUGUAUAUAUAUAUAUUUUUUUCUAUUCAAAUUGCGGUAAUGUUAACGCUUCCAUAUUAAUCACCAGCCACGUACUUUGCACGCUGCGUGGAAGCAAUCCGAAUAAUCAUCACCAUCGUCGCCAUCAUCACCAUCAUCACGCAAGUGGAAUGACGCACAACGGAAGCCGAGUGAAGCCAGAGACCUCUCCCUACUCCAUCCCCUACCCGGGCAGCAGCCCCCCGACCUUCUCCGCCUUCUCCGUGGCUUCGACCAUCAAGUACGGCGACAAGCUCAUCGGCGGCGGGGGUGGCCUUGGCGGGAUGGGCCCUUCCCGGGACGUCAUCCCCUCGUCCCCUUCGCCGAGCUCGUCCGGCCCGGGAGGGCCAGGCGGCGACGUGGAAGGCCCGGGCAGCCCCGCGAUGACGAUGAAGGAGCGCUAUGCCCACCACGCCGCCCACUCCUGGAUCCCCGCCGCAGUGGCGCCCGGCCACUCGCACAUGGGGGCCUCCUCCCAGAUCGGCGGCGGCGGCGUAGGAGGAGGGCACGACCCCUACUUGUUCGACCGCUCCGCCGGCGGCUACCUCUUCUCGGCCACCGGCGGGCAGGAUCCGUCGGCUCCGCCCGCGUCCGUCUACCCGGGGCUCGGCCUGCAGGCGCCGGGCGUGGCGCAGUCCGCGCCGCCCGCCUACUCGCACGGGGACGCGGCCUUCCUGCCCGGCUCCCCCUCGCCCGUCUACGUGCCGAGCGGCCGCGUGCCCGGGUGCAUGCCCCCGGCCUUGCCCCCGGGCAUCCCCGCCGCGUACCUGCAAAGCGCCGCGGCCGCCGCCGCCGCGGCCGCCGCCGCCGCGGCCGCCCAGCAGAACAUGUGGGCGUCCCAGGCGGGGGACAUCCAGGCGGGACAGUACGGCUCCGUGACGUCGGCCAGCUCGGCUCACUCGUCGAUGUCGCCGCGCUUCACCAUGAGUUUCGCGCCCAGUCCUCCCUGCUCCAUCGCCGGCUCGGUCGCCUCCUCCCUCGGCGGCGGAGGCGGCGGAGGCUCCAUCGGGGGCCCCGGGCAGAUGUCGGGCUCCGGGGGCGGUCCGUCUCGCUUGGAGCAGGGCGCCUACGGCCUCAACGCCCUGCACGCGCGGGGAGAUCAGUACUCGGCGCAGCUGGGGGGCCGCUCCCUGAACGGGGGGUACGCGAGCGCGUACCCUUACGUGGGGGCGGAUGUGGGAUGGCCCCCCAGCGCUUUUGACAGCCCCAUCCUCCACAACCUCCACCAUGGAAUGGGCGGCCGGCGACCGGGCCCCAUGGACAUGUUGGACGAGUCCAUGGAGGGGCGGGAGUGCGUGAACUGUGGCGCCAUGUCCACCCCUCUGUGGCGGCGAGAUGGUACGGGCCACUACCUGUGCAACGCGUGUGGCCUCUACAACAAGAUGAACGGAAUCAACCGGCCACUCAUUAAGCCCCAGCGGCGCAUGUCCGGCUCUCGCCGCGUCGGCCUCUCCUGCUCCAACUGCCAGACGAGCACCACGACGCUGUGGCGACGCAAUGCCGAGGGCGAGCCGGUGUGCAACGCGUGUGGCCUUUACACCAAGCUGCACGGGGUGCCGCGGCCCCUCGCCAUGAAGAAGGACGGCAUCCAGACGCGCAAGCGCAAGCCCAAGGGAGCUUGCAAGAGCAAAUCUACUUCGGGGGUGGGCCACUCCGACCACUGCUCCACCCCAGGCCCGUGCAUCCAGCCUCCCCCCCCACCCGAAGAUCUGAGCUCCGUGAAGUCGGAGCCGAGGCUGAGCCCCCCGCUCUACGGCCUGCAGCACGGCACGCAGGCGCACCACCUGCUCGGCGCUCCGCUACAGCUUGCGCUCUCGGGCCUCCGCCUGCCGCCCGAGCCUCUGCUCAUCCGCUCAUCGCACAGCACCAGCAGCCCCCAGCAGAGCAAUGGCAGCAUGGAGGCGCAGGCCGGGGCUCAUUCGCUGUACGGGAUGAACGCGGGAGGCCACGGACUGGGGGGAUCUCCGCAAGGCUCCGGCCCAUCCGCCGUCUCCUAGCAACGCCGUCAUCUAGCUACGCCGUCGCCUAGCAACGCCAUCGCCUAGCAACGCUGUUUCCUAGCAAUGCCGUCUAAACAGCAAUGACGUCUCCCGGUAGCGCUGUUGCUCUAAGAAUAUCUUUUUUUGCUGUCGUUUAAAAAUAAAAUAAAAUCCGAUAUAAAUAUGUAUUUAAAGAAAUAAUAGAGAACGGUUAGUUCCGAAAUGUAAGAUGUAAAAUAUAAUUCGUUUAAGAAGGUACGUUUUCCUUUGUAACAGAAAAUACUGAAAAUAAAUAAAAGAAAUUGUCAGAUACGAACGAAAAUUAAGUUAAAAUCUAUUUUAUCCUCGUGCCAAACCAUUAGUUUGGCUGUUGAUGCUCAAGAAACUUAUGCAAAGAAACAUUCACGUGAAUGAAUAAACCAAUACGAAUGUGAAUUGCAAUGAAAAUUCUGGGUUGUACAGAUACAAUGAUCGUGUAAGCACGUGCAGGGAACGCUAUGCUGGAUGUUGAUGUAAGGAGCACUGACCCAGCAUCGUCACCCAGCCGCAACUGUAAAGGGAUACACCAUACGCCACAUGUUGAAAAAAAAAUUCAGAAACCCACUCUCCUCUCAUUUUACCCCUUUUCUACUGGAACAUCCGAGCUGAGUUAGCAAGGAACAUAUGGAUCAGAUGAAUGGCACAUUUCGAGCUGAUCCAUGCCCAUAAUGAAACCAGCUUCUCAAGUGUGGCGAGUUGGUCGAUCACAUGAAUUCGAGGCUCACCUACUGGACAUCUGUGAGCUUUAUAGCCCAUUGUAUUUCUCCAGUAUAUAAAUACAUCACGUUCUUCUCGUUCGCUUUAUUUGGCCAAAAUCGAUCUCUGAGAAUUCAAGUUAUCGAUCCAAUUAUCUUGUUGCAAACUCGUGGCAGGGUGUAUGGUAAAAUGUGCCCCCAUACUCUGUAGAGGAAAACAGGCCAAUUGAAGAAUGUUUCAUGUCCUGCCGAGACAUUUCAACCCCAGCCAUUACUCUAAAACACAGUGGGCAAACACCAUUCUGCAAGAUGUCUGAAUGGAUUCUUCAUCUCGCGACGUGAUCCAUGCAGCACGGUUGCAAUCAAUUGGGUUCAGGAAAUCGAACGUGAAAUUAAAUUGUAACGUUGUGCUCAGAGUGGUUGCUCUGAAUAAUUGCCAAAGGUAUAUUUUUGUAUAUUAUAAGGCAGUUUAAACGAAAAAAGUAGCGAGUUGUUUUUUGACUUGUGAUUUUAAAAUAUCUGACAAUUUACGAUAAAAUUAUUGAAGGAUUUAUGUUCAUGCAGUAUAAUAAGGUAAAGGUACAGCCCAGCAAUGUAUUGCUACGCCAAUGUUGGCAGAAGGAUCUGCACCAGAGGCAGCUCUAGAGAUUCCCUGUGGGGGGGGGGGGGGGGGGAUUUGGCCUACUCUUCCAUUCUGGCCAGGCAUCUUGGAAGAGGUGGGAGUACCCACGCUUUACCCCACCACAUACGACCUACCGAUCGACUAACCGUGGUAGUGUCAGUCUAUACUGCUGGGUAGACAGAGGCGCAGGAGUUCAAGAAAUCUCCAUUGCGUCAACUGCAGCGCUGGGAGAUCAAAACGAACCGCCGACCCCUGUAUUGCGAGAUCAGUGUGCCAACCGUUACACCACAGCUAUGCGGCAUAUGCCUGGACAUUCCUUGAAGUUGCGUAAAUGAUGGCCUCACGGCUCGCUCACCGAUGUUGGUGUGUUUUCUUUUUUAAAGCACAGGCGGAUGAGAUCACACGUGGCCCUUUUUUAAAAUGGAAUUUCCAGAGUUUUAUCUUUAACCAAUGUUUUUUUUUUGUGAUACUGCAUUGGCAGUGCUGCAUAAGAAAAAAAAACUCAAUACAUUAAUCUUAUCGUGCAAUGGCCCUUAUUAUACGUUUUAACAAAUGGCCAUUGCCCGUAAUAUUAAUUAUUAUAUAUUGUAUGUCUUUUGAGGGCAGUUUUAUUGAUGAAUGUGUUGAGUUCGGGGUUUUAUCCGCAUCGCCCGAUCAGCUACGUUCGGACUAUCUCUGGCACAUGUGUUGCCAAGCAAGUGAGCUACGUAUCCCUCCUCAACCCAGGAAUGUAAUACUGUUAUGCUUCACCAUGCUGGGUCGUGUGAUUCUGAGAUACGGUUUCGAGCAAGUGAUAUGCCAUCAAGCAGAGCCUCCGUGAUUUUAUAAUUUAAACUAGUGGUUAUCAACAUUUACGGAAUACCCCCCUCCCUCCGAAUCAAAACCACUGGAUCUCCACACCUCCCUCCCUCGUUAAUAAGACCGCAAACGAGAGAGAACACAUGUCCAUGUGUUCACUCAUUGCCGUGUUAGUAAGGAAUUUGUUUCAUUUAUAUAUCCGUGCGUUCUGUUGCAUCGUCGCGCUGACGUUAUCCCCAUGCAUUGUUCAAAAACAAAGUCUCCUGCACGGUGACCAUGCCCUAACCUGCACUCUCCCCUUAAAGGAUUCCAGGAGGUGGGAGGCUGACACACGGUGUUGAGAACCGCUGGUUUAAACGUUAAACAUACUCUUGGUUCUUUCGGUAAAGUCACGUAGGUGAAAAAAUAAAUUAAAUCACGACGUUUCGGGCGCAACACAA